Populus euphratica (Euphrates poplar) is the source of this 1435-nucleotide messenger RNA. RefSeq names its product 36.4 kDa proline-rich protein. Bases 63 to 1142 code for a protein of 359 amino acids. Lineage: Eukaryota; Viridiplantae; Streptophyta; Magnoliopsida; Malpighiales; Salicaceae. The record is from RefSeq and is a predicted model, not a curated record. The transcript is spliced from 2 exons.
AUGCAUGGCUUGAGCUACAGAUUCACUGAGAAACUCAGCGAGGGAAGUGCCAAGUAGCCACAAUGGCCAAGUUUGCUCUGGCUAACCUCUUGAUCCUCCUUGUGAACUUGGGCACUUUGCUCACGUCACUUGCUUGUCCCUAUUGCCCUUACCCAACUCCGCCAUCUAAACCACCACAGUAUCCUCCUAAGAUACCACCGGUGCAUCCUCCUCCUAAAGUAAAGCCACCACCAAAGUAUCCUCCCAAGAUAUCACCGGUGCAUCCUCCACCUAAAGUAAAGCCACCACCAAAGUAUCCUCCUAAGAUACCACCAGUGCACCCUCCCACAGUAAAGCCACCCCAUCACCCCAAACCCCCCAAACCCCACCCACCUAAGCCGCCUGUUGUUCCCAAACCUCCCAUUGUACAUCCCCCGUUCAAACCGAAACCACCCAUUGUACAUCCCCCGUAUAAACCGAAACCACCCAUUGUGCAUCCGCCCUAUACACCGAAACCACCCAUUGUACAUCCGCCCUUCAUACCGAAACCACCCAUUGUGCAUCCGCCCUUCAUCCCGAAACCACCAUAUGUUCCCAAACCACCAAUUGUGCACCCCCCCUUCAUACCAAAACCACCAUAUGUGCCCAAACCACCAGCUCUUCCACCACCAACUCUUCCACCACCAAAGCCUCCUGUGACUCCCCCAAUAAAGCCACCAACACCACCAAUUCUUCCACCACCAAAGCCUCCAGUGACUCCUCCAAUAAAGCCACCAACACCACCAAUUGUGAAUCCUCCAUCACCGGAAAAACCAUUUGUGAAUCCUCCAUCACCGGAAACACCAUGUCCUCCACCUCCACCACCUGAAACACCAUGUCCUCCACCUCCACCACCAAAGCAAGAGACUUGUUCCAUUGACACUCUCAAGCUAGGUGCAUGUGUGGAUGUGUUAGGUGGACUGGUCCACAUUGGUAUAGGCAGUAGUGCCAAGGAUGCAUGCUGUCCAGUGCUUCAAGGUCUUCUUGACUUGGAUGCUGCCAUAUGUCUUUGCACCACCAUUAAGGCUAAGCUUCUGAACAUCAGUAUCAUUAUACCCAUUGCUCUUGAGGUCCUUGUUGACUGUGGCAAGACCCCACCUGAAGGGUUCAAGUGUCCUGCUUAAUUAAUCAGGUUGUGUUGAAACAUGCAGAGUGUAACAUGUGUGAGCUUGAAAGUGUAAAGAAUAAUUGCAUGUAGGAUCAUGAAGUGGCCGGAAUUAAUGAAGCCUUUAAUUCAAGAGGAUAUCUUGUGUUUUGUUAUAGUUCUAGAGAAUUUUCUUAUGUUCCUUUCCUUCCCUUUUCAGAGAAUAUCUUAUGUUAAUUUCUUCAACUUGUUGCCUGUCAAAUGUGGGCAUACUUUCUUGAUUGCUUGAUGUUGAAUUCCAUCAAAAUGUGAUGAUGUCCAUCACUCUUGUGA